CACCCAUUCACAGCAAUUCACAGUCAUUCAAAAUCACUUCAUGAAUUGGUGUAUUUAAAAGAGCAAUAUUUGGGUUACAUGUCUAAAUAAUUUAAGCAAUAUUUAAGAAAUCUUUUUCUGUCAAUAUGUGGGCAGAUACUAUUUUAAUUGUAUUUAUAAGUAUCUGUACAGCUUUAUUAGGAGAAGGUUUAACAUGGCUAAUGGUUUAUAGAACAGAAAAAUAUCAGAAGUUAAAAUCUGAAGUAGAAAAACAAAGUAAAAAAUUGGAAAAGAGGAAAGAAGCGCACGGGGAUUCAUUAGACAAACAGCAAAAGAAAAAGAUUGAAAGAGAGGAAGAAAGAUUAAAAAAUAAUAAUAGAGACUUAUCUCUUGUAAAAAUGAAAUCAAUGUUUGCAAUUGGGUUUGCAUUUACUGCUCUUUUAAGCAUGUUUAAUAGCAUAUUUGAUGGAAGAGUUGUGGCAAGGUUGCCUUUUGUUCCAAUUAGUUGGAUACAAGGUUUAUCUCAUAGGAACCUUCCAGGUGAUGAUUAUACAGAGUGUUCAUUUAUUUUUCUUUAUAUACUGUGUACCAUGAGCAUUAGACAGAAUAUUCAAAAACUACUUGGAUUUGCUCCAUCUAGAACAGCAAGUAAACAGAGUGGAAGUAUUUUUGGCCCUCCACCACAACAAUUUAAAUGAAUUUAGAAAAAUUUUAUAAAUUAAUUACAUAUUUGCCAUUCUACUACACUUAAUGAAUGACUGAUAAUGAAAGAGAAGUUUUCAUAUAGAUUAAAAUUGAAGCUUAAUAUAUUAUAAUAUAUACUUAAUGUAUAUAUUAUCUUUUUAAAGAUAUUUAGCAUACAUACAAU
This is a messenger RNA of Osmia lignaria (orchard mason bee), 847 nucleotides long. RefSeq names its product calcium load-activated calcium channel. The record is from RefSeq and is a predicted model, not a curated record. Gene Ontology annotation, molecular function: calcium channel activity. Gene Ontology annotation, biological process: endoplasmic reticulum calcium ion homeostasis. NCBI's taxonomy places the organism in Eukaryota, Metazoa, Arthropoda, Insecta, Hymenoptera, Megachilidae. Gene Ontology annotation, cellular component: endoplasmic reticulum; endoplasmic reticulum membrane; cytoplasm.